Molecule: messenger RNA, 2656 nt
Organism: Lentinula edodes (shiitake mushroom)
Lineage: Eukaryota; Fungi; Basidiomycota; Agaricomycetes; Agaricales; Omphalotaceae
Exons: 5
Coding region: 322-2388 (688 amino acids)
Source: RefSeq, a predicted model, not a curated record
AUCGACUAUUGACUAGAGAUUCCUGGAAGAAUUUGGUUUAACAUUCCUAUCAUGAACGUUUCGAAUUGACCCAAUGGACUUGGCCAACGUCAACCUUCAAAUUUCUGCCUCCGAUUUUUGGUAACCACUGGAUGGCUCGGCGGUUCCAAGAACAAUGAGAGGGUAAUUAUUGUUCAAUAAUCCUACUAUGGCAAAAGAGUGCAUGGUCACGUUUCCAUUGGCCCUUCUCGUCGUGUGUGGUGUUGUGGCUUUGGCAGUGUCGAUCCUAAAUCUAACUUUGCCUCCACUGCUUCCUGCCUCGUGUCUAGCCAUCGCGUGAAGAUGUCCAUAUCGAGUUUGCUGAAUCCUGUUACACGGAACGAGGAUAGGUCGCAGAAUGGGGAUGACGGACGGACCAUCAAUUGGCGGAACAUCAAUGCAAAUUUUCGCCAUCCGCAUCGUAAGCCCAAGGCGAGAAUGAUACCAGUUGUUGAUUCAACUCCCUUCGAGAUUCCAACCGUUUCCAUGAAAUUUCUGUCUCGACUAUCUUGCGAGGAGCCGGAACUAUCUCGCUAUCCUCUUAUAGCAGCGUAUAUCUCUUGCAAAUUGGUCUCACUUGUAAAGUUUCAACGUCCUCUUUCCAGACGUCCUCUCGUCUUGCAAGAGAUUUACAGAAGAAUCUAUUAUGUUCUGUGUGAUAUCGGCUGCUCCAGCAAACUCGCUCUUUCCUCCGUUCUGUACAUGCUCUGGAUCUUCCCAGAUGGUAUCCCGUAUUACGGAAUCCGGGACCACCAUUGCGUUCAUUUGGUUGUCCGACUUUUCCUUUUGGGAUUCCAGCUCGGUAUAGCUUGGUUCCACGAUGACUGUUGUACUUCGAAAACCUGGUCCAAGCUCAUGGGAUUGACGAAGAAAAAUGUUAUCAGGCUCGAACAAGCGGCUCUACAGAUUUUAGGUUACACGCUUUUUAUCUCGCCAUCGGCAUGGAAUGGAUUUAUGGAACAAAUCCACGAAGACUGUCCAUUAUUUCUUUAUCCAGGAGACUUUGAAAAUCUUCGUCAGUUAGUCAGGUCGUCUCACGUUCCCGUGUACAUUGCUGGGCCUGAACAAGGGCCAUGCCAACUGGCAGCCAUUGGAACCAUAUCCCAAGCGGAGAUCGAGUACCACCGACUUAGGAUAUCGGAGUGCGCGAUUCGCGGGAAGAUUACUGUAUCUCCUAAUCAGGAUACUGAAUCCUCGAGGAUUGAAGCUGGUACAGAGGAGGAUUAUUUGUUCGACGUGUUUGAUGCGGCGGAAGAAUUAUUGUUUGAGGAAUUGGUGGAAUCUGAUCAACUUCUUCCUCUGUCGCCUCGGUUUCUUCCGUCGACAUCCACGAACGCUGUUUCCAAGCAGAGUUCUACUUCUGUUUUGCCCCCACAAUCAUAUCCGUCUUCUUCAACUCGCUCCUCUCCCCCUGCUCCAGGUACCUGUCUUUCUCCUGUGAUAAAGAUCGAGGAAGUGGAGGUUGAACUCGUGUGGCCCUCAUCGCCCCACAAUGCUGUCUCGGUCAGAGAUCAACGAUCUGAACAUCCAGCUCGGAGGGAAUCUCUCCGAGAACUGCCAUACGAUGAUUCUGAUUGCGAGGUGGAGGAUGAUAUGACUAAGCCGGAUGAGCUGUAUAGAUCAUACACUGGCGCUCAUCUUGAUGUCCAAAUUGGUCACUCCGAGUCGCAAGUCCGAGUCCCAGUCCGAUUUCGAACUCCAGAGGAGGGAACACAGAUAGAGGAGGAGGAAGAAGGAGAGGAGGAGGUCGAUUAUUGUGAUUGUUCCGAGUAUGAAGACGAUGGUCCACAUCUUUCUCAGUUGUUUUCUCUCUCUUCGCUAUCCCCAUUGUCAACAACAUACAAUUCUGAUGUUGAGAUUGAUGAUGCAGAAGAGAUAGACGAGGAAGAACGAGACUCCGAAGACAAUUGUGAACACGAUUCUGAUUUUGAUUCUAACUGUUCGUAUGCCUCCUCUACCUCCGCCACAUCUGCCUUUGAUCCCUCAGUAUCCCCACCUCCAUUCAAAAUACCAGAUACCUAUGAUAGAGAAACUGGGCUGUGGACCAUUCCGAGUCCCAAAUCCACGGAGGAGGAACUUGGCAAUUCGGAAUCCAGGCAUAUUCGUCAAGAAGAAGAACGACCUUUUGAUUUCACCUCGACUGCAUCUACUCCCGACAUCAAGGACGAGUUUUAUUCAAUGAGUCAUUACGGUCCUAUUUCCUUAGGCCAAGGAGGAUUCGCAGAUGGGGAGCGAGCUCCAUCUCCUCAUCCUUUGGAUCUUGAAGCUGAGUUGAUACACCGGGAGUUUCUUUCAUUUCCUCCUCGUGACCGUCUUUCAUCCCCUGCUGUUGUUCGGAUCAAUUCGAUGGUUCAAGGAGCUUUGGCUUGAGCUUCCACGGUUUUUCUUUUCCUUUAAUUUGGAUAUUUGCUACAGCUGCAUUGAAAAUAUCAUUUUCCUUUCUAAUUACAACCUCUUUCGGUCUCUACUCAUGGCUUGUCAUUAUGCAGUAUUUUCUCUCUCUCAAUGGAUUUGCUCUCAUUCUUUUGCCUAAAUGUCUUUUGUAACGUUGAAGAUCAUAGUAGUGACUCUGAGCUAGGAUACAAUUGGUGACCAGUAACCUGUUAGCUGAAUAGUAUUCAUGCAAGAUGUAACUUAU